This is a messenger RNA of Bolinopsis microptera, 2407 nucleotides long. RefSeq lists its product as uncharacterized. Gene Ontology annotation, molecular function: DNA endonuclease activity. The record is from RefSeq and is a predicted model, not a curated record. The coding region runs from base 68 to 2059 and encodes 663 amino acids. Lineage: Eukaryota; Metazoa; Ctenophora; Tentaculata; Lobata; Bolinopsidae. Gene Ontology annotation, biological process: resolution of meiotic recombination intermediates; double-strand break repair via homologous recombination. Gene Ontology annotation, cellular component: nucleoplasm; cytoplasm. The transcript has 13 exons.
AAGUAAUGAUUGAUAUUGCGGGUUGAGCUUGUAUUCAUUAAAUUGAUGGCAUUCUUGCCAUGUAGUUAUGAUUGACUGUAUUAUCUUAUCUUUUAUGUUACAGUUUGCUGAUGUCAAUUAUCCAGUAAUGGUUUUGAUAAGUGAUUGGGUCUCUGCCCAAUUCCUUCGCCACAAGAACAGCUUGAACUUCUCUACCCAGACAGAUGAUGAAUUCUUAUCUUUUCUGUUAUCAACCGUCAGUAAUAUUGUGCAAAGUGUAAAACCUGUUUUUCAAGACAACAGAUCACAAAAUGAUUCCUCUUUAAGGCCAGGCAGUCCCAAGAGGAGGCUUAAUGCCGAGAGAUUCCCGACUGAACAAGUUAACAAGCUGACUGAUACACUUACAUUAACAUUAUCUGAGGAUUCGGAUAAAACAGCCAGCCCACAACCUCAAACAAAGAGCACCUCAACCAACAGCACCUAUAUCCUUCCCCAGAUACCCCCCGCUAAUAACGUAACAAAUCCUGGUCCAGCCUCUUUACUUCGAACACCUAUCAAAAUACCUGAUAAAAACUUGGUUUUGACACCAAAGGGAAAGUUUUUCAGUGACAUAUGUUAUGAAAAUGACUCGAAUCUUAACUUUGCUAAAGGAGAAACUCGCACUUUUGAUAAAUCAGCUGACUUAAAAUCAUUUCACGAUAAAGAUGCCCCUGUGACUGCAGUUCAAAAAGUUAACGUUUAUACGCUAAACGAAGGUGAAUGCAAUGUGAAUGAAGAAAAGGAAAAUGUUAAUACCAUGAACGAAGGUGAAUACUGUGUAAAUGAAAAAAAGGAAAAUGUUAAUACCGUAAAAGAAGGUGAAAUCUGUGUGCACGAGGAGGAGGGAGGUGAAAUGUUACAAGUUGCAGGAGAGGUUCAUGACAUUCGGAGAGUGACAGAUUGUCGAGAUAAACGCUGCAUGUUUUGUCCCAGCUAUGAUCCGGCCUACGCUUCUGCUAUCCACGAACUGUUGGAUGAAACACUAGAUGAUGGUGACGAUUUAGAACUGUACAAAUCAGCGACAGAUUCAACAGAAAAUGACGAGAUAGAUACUAUCACAAACCUUGUUAUUCAGGAAUGUACAGCAAACAAGAUGGCUUUUCCCUCUGAUUUACGGGCAGACAAGUUGGUUCAUAACGAAUAUAAAGGUUCCACCUACAUGACAGAAGAUGAAGAAAACCAGACAGUCUGCUCGUGGCAUGACUGGUCCAUGAUUACAGCAGCUAACGAGACUCAACCUCCAAACAGCCCCACUAUAAUAGUUCCAAACUGGAUCAGAGACUUGUCAGACAAAGAGUUGAGAACACUUUUGAUCUCCAAGGGCGCCCUCGUGGGAGCCAUAUCUGAGACAACACGAGUGGUUUAUGAACAAUACUUGGUUAAGCUGGACACUAAACCCCUCCCUGAACUUGAUAACAGUUUAGAUGGCUAUCCUAGGGAGCUUAUAUCUUGUUUGCAAGGUCAGCCCCAAGUAGACUGGAGUGAAGCUGAGCGGGAAAUGGUGGAGGAGUUCCAGACCCCAGUAGUAGGGAGGCGGUACAGGCAGGGUACUAUGAAGUGCUUCUUCAACUACCUCCUUAUUGACCCCCGCAUUGCCGAUGAUUUACCGAAAAAAGCAGAGACUCUCAACCCACGGGAAGUUUUCAAGCUCUUUAUAAAAUCAGUUUUCUACGUCGGGAAAGGAAAGCAAAGUCGACCGUAUGCGCACCUUUUUGAGGCUUCUCUCCAAAACAAGGACAGCGAGAAGUUGCGGAAGAUCCGAUCUAUUUGGACGAGUGGAAGAGGAGUAGUAAGUCUUCACGUGUACAACAAUACUAUAGCGGAGGAGGCCUUCACACGCGAGGGUGUUAUGAUAGGAUGCAUAGGACUGAAGAAGCUGGCAAACGAGAAGCGGGGAGAGUUCUACGGGGUAAGCAAGAGCUGGUCAGCAGCUAAGAGACGUGGAGUAGGCCUGUCGUUACUCUACAAGGCUCAUUUAACUCUUAUAAACGAGGGGCACAGGGAGAUUAAACAGUGCGAUGUUGCCAAAGGAAAAUCUUGAUGUUCGAGGAAUUGGGGUACGUAAGUAAAUAAUAAUGGAUCAGGAACUUCGAUUUUUGCUGUUGAUGACAGGGUCAAGACUCAAGGGUGCAUUUUCCCCACAAUUAAAAUCAACCUAGAUUUGUUAUAUAUGAUAUGCUCCUAGAUACAUUUUUGGCCAAAUUUUGAAUUCCGUGUUUUCGUUUAUUUGGUUUAUAUUUGUGAUGACAUUUUGUUUGUUACUGGGUUUUUAGUACAGUUUAUUUAUACUUAAUGUAUAGUAGGUUUACGAUUCGUUUGAAUGUUGGACUAUUUGUGACGUAUUUCUACCAAUAUUUAUUUAUUUAAUUAUUUGCAGUAACAAGGUGUC